This is a messenger RNA of Dalotia coriaria, 1841 nucleotides long. RefSeq names its product FU domain-containing protein T48 (gene T48). The transcript has 2 exons. Bases 487 to 1542 code for a protein of 351 amino acids. The record is from RefSeq and is a predicted model, not a curated record. NCBI's taxonomy places the organism in Eukaryota, Metazoa, Arthropoda, Insecta, Coleoptera, Staphylinidae.
GAGUUUAGACGGAUUCCGACGCGAAGUAGAUAAUCAAAACGAAGCUCGCUGCUCGACCACCUCGUCCGGCGCGCGCGCUAGAGCGCACAGCUCGUGCGCAGCAGCGCGCCGAUGCGGCUUAGGUCGGUUGUUCCUCGGUUCACUCAGUAGUUGACUCACUUGACUCAGUCGUGGAAGCUUUCUUGCGGUCGCCGGUUGCGCAGCGCCUCCAUCCGCACGAGCGUGUUCCAAGAUCGCAAACGCAGGUUCAUUCCAGUCGUGUGCGCUGCGUCGCGUUGCGCAUCUCUGACUCCAAUCAGACAAUAUUAACUCAUUUUUAACUUUAAAUAACACCUGUAAAGCAACAAGUGAGAUAGUUUUUUUGUUGCGAAUUCGGCUGUUGUUUUUUUUUUUGUUAUGUGCGGGAGAUAAAUCGUGGUAAUCGCCGCCAGCAGCAGAAGAGCGCGAAGAGGAAGAGGAUAAGCACCAUUACGACACCACCAAUGCAUGUUGCGGCUCGGAUUACGUGUUGAUGGGAGGCCGAAAAUGCACGUCCGCUUCGUCUCGUUCGUCUUCUUCAUCGCGCAAAUCGCAUUCGGAAUUUCUAGUCAAGAUUGUGACUCCGAUGGUGACUGUCUAAAAUGUGGCUCGGUCGGAUGCCUGAAAUGCUCGGAGUUCCUAACUUAUCCAUCUCGGAAGUGCGUCUCGAAGUGCCCGCAUGGAUAUCGGUCACAAUGGAGCAACUACGCGGAUUACAUGGGGAGGAUAUGUGUUCAUCGCGGAAGUUUCAUGGGAUUGUCAAAUGACGCGCUCACUGUGUUGACUGGUGUGCUCAGUGGCACUGCGCUUUGCGUCGUGAUCAUUGCCUGUGGACUCAUCUAUAUGCAAUACAGGCGAAAACAUUUACUCAAUGCUAGUGAACUGGGCAGCGACCUGGACGAUACCCCGGAACGUAAAGAGUUUCUCAAACAAUUGGAGAUUCUUCGGCCGUACGCGCAGACUUUCCUAGAGAUACUCAACGAUUCCCGGAGACAACUUCGAGAGUCACAUCGUGAUGGUGAUCACUCCGCUAUCGCGGUCUAUAGACCUAUAAUACGUGACCUUGCGAAGAUUUUGCUUUUACUGAACCGACCAGUUGAACAGAUCUGUGUUCCUGAAGACUGGGAGCAUCUCUUCGCCUGGGGCGAGAAGACCCUCAAACGAUGCAAAAGAAUGAGUGAAGUAUCCCAGCCGCAAGUCGCACAGCUGAUCAACUUUUUACAAACUCCGAUUGAACCCGAACCGAGGACAGGCACCACGAUGUCUACCUUCAAACCAGAUCAGCCUUUCGGUUCCACAGCCAGUCUGCAACACGCCACGAUUAAAACCUUGGGCGAACCUUAUGAUAAUGGACUGAAUCCGCAGUGGAAGUUUGAUUAUAACAUGAUCAACAGCAAUUCGCAGUUCAAUCCGAUCCUGUGGAAGAGCAGCAAGGAGAGUUUGCAGAACGGCUCGUAUUUCUUGGACGAUGACUGUUGUCAAUUGGGAUUUCGGCCGCAGGAUGAGAUUACGACUGAAUUGUGAUGCGCGCGGGGGGCGAUGUCGUGCUUCCAACUUUUGAUACUCUCGAUCUUUAGCUUGUAAAUAUUUCGAUGUCACUCACAUGUACGAGCAUAACGGAUGUUAUUUUAAUCGAUUUCAUUUAGUAUUAUGUGCUAGUCAAUUUUUCUACCACUAAAUAAUAACUUACUUUUUUCAUUUGUACAUAAAUAUUGUAUUUAUAAACGUAGUUUUAAGUCACAUUGGCGUUGUGUGUAUUAGGAGAAUUUCUAAGUUGUUUUUAUUUUUAAUUUAAGCAAUAAAGCGAGGAUUUUGAUGAUUAA